AUGAGGUGUUUAAUGGUGUUCGAUAAUUUAAAUGAUAUAGUUUUUAUGAAAUGUGACACAACGUUUUGUGAACAUAUUAGAAAAAUUGGAGUUUCUCAGGACCUUAUUAAACCAACAGAGAAUGAAAAAGAAGACUGUCAAACAAUUGAUCCAGACUUAAUACUUCAAAUUUUUUCACCAAUGGUUACUUCUCAAAGAAUUAUGAAUUGCCAUUUUUCUAAUCGAUACAGUUCAAUGCAGUGUGAAAAUGGAACAAAUAUUGUUUUUGAUGAGUAUUUGGGUCAUUUAUUUAUUUAUAUUGGAGAUAAAGAAAUAUCUUGGCAACAAAAAGUACUUAGCGUGACUAUUUUAUUUAUAAAAAGAAUUUGUGGAUCUGAUGUUUCAUUAUUAAAGUAUAGUCGUCGUCGCCGUUUUUUGGUUUCUAAACUUCUAGAUACUUGGCUUAAACGUUCAAAUGAAGAACAAUGUGUAAUAAUUGAAGCCGUUGAACAACUAACUGUUAGUAUAGAGCUUUCUACUGCUGCAUUAACAGCAGCUAAAACAGCAGCUGAAAAAAUGAAAACAAAAUCUGCUUUUUCCAGAGUACAUAUACUUAUUAUGGUUCGACAAAAAUUUUUAACUUUAUAUUCUAGUCGUAAUGCAACUGAUUUAUCUGCGGGCGAUACAUUAUUUUUAGCAUUAUUAGCUGAAGCUGUACAAGUAGCUGAUUCUGAACCUAAAGAUAAAUCUGAUCUUAAUGUAAUUAUAAUUGAAAAAGAAAAUUUACCUAAAAUAGAAAAUGAUUCGUCAUUACCUCGGAAUAAAAUAAACAGCUUACUGGUUCUUUUGGGUCAACAUGGAUUGAAAUUAAAUGCUGUACAUUUAUCAUACAUUACUGAAGGAGUUUCAUUAUUCAUUAUUCAUGAAAUUGGAAAUGAGGUAUUUAAUAGUAGUGUGAUAGAUUCAUUGACAUCGUUUUGUACUAUCCAAGAAAUACAAAGUCGAGGAACUAUGGAUCGUGAAGCACUUAAAGUUGAAUAUGAUAUAGUUGAUAGCUCUAUGAAAAAGAUUAUUGAUUUGUUUAAAAAGAAAAAUGCUCCAUUUGCACCUACUCGAAGUGUUUUAGCUAUAAUCACUACUUUAGCAACUAGAUGGGAACCAUUAAAAAAGAAAUACCUUGAGUAUUUUAAAAAUAAUGAAAAUACAAAUUUAAAUGCAAUAGAAUCGAGCAAUAUGAAUAUCAUAUCUAGUUUAAAAGAUCUUCAUCAUCAUUGUAUGCUUAAUGAAUCAUUAAUUGAUAAUUACACCAAAGAAGCAGUGAGUGAUGCUUCUGCUUUGGUUGCUGUUAUGUUACGUGAUUAUUCUACAUUUUUUGAAGUGAAAGCAAUGAACAAUUUUACAAUGAGAUCUAGGUCAACUUUGAAUAUUAAUAAAUAUUUAGAAGAAUUUCCAGGUCUUGUACAUUUCAUUUAUGUAGAUCGAAUGUCUCAUCGUAUGAUUGCUCCUGGUUUAGAAUUCGCUUCACCCGAAACUCUUGAGCUUACUAAAAAGAAGGUAUGGUCCAUGAUUGAAGUAAGUCGACAACAUUUAAGAGAUGGACAUUUUAUUGUUCUUUGGAAAGAUAAUACUUUUACAUAUUCCUACUUUUUAUGGUUUGAGGAUCAAUCGGGUACAUCAUUAAAACCAAGAGUACAACCUAUGGCCUCCGAGUUAUUUCCGGGAAUAUUAAAUGGAGAUUAUUAUGAGAAGCUUUUGGAACAAUGUUUCCCUAGAAUGCCUAAAGGAAAAGUGCGUUGUUUUGAACUUUUUUGUGUGCAUUUGGGAUUAGCAACUGCUUCAUGCGUUUUAGAACAUUCUCGGAGAUUAUCAGCUACUGUAUGGGAAGUCACUGGAAGACCAAGCAAUUUACUAGAUUUAUUUUGAACUUAUAUUUAUAUUUUGUAUUUUGUGUAUAAUUAUUUAUGUUGAUCUCGUAUUCUGA
Sipha flava (yellow sugarcane aphid) is the source of this 1960-nucleotide messenger RNA. RefSeq names its product Hermansky-Pudlak syndrome 1 protein homolog (gene HPS1). Gene Ontology annotation, biological process: vesicle-mediated transport. The record is from RefSeq and is a predicted model, not a curated record. The transcript is spliced from 12 exons. Gene Ontology annotation, molecular function: guanyl-nucleotide exchange factor activity. The coding region runs from base 1 to 1902 and encodes 633 amino acids. Gene Ontology annotation, cellular component: BLOC-3 complex. Lineage: Eukaryota; Metazoa; Arthropoda; Insecta; Hemiptera; Aphididae.